AUGACGUGUAGAGUAGUUCCAGGUCGGCUGAAACAGAUUGAUGCCGGUGCUGGCCAGGUCGUUGGGGUAUCGGACAACAAUCUGAUCUACAGUCUGCAGCACGAUGAAUGGAACAGGCUGCCAGGAGUCCUCAAACAUGUCAGUGUAGGAUCUGCUGGGAUUUGGGGAGUCAACCCCGGUGAUGAAAUCUUCAAGCUGGUGUCUGGAAAAUGGACCAAGGUUCCAGGGUUCCUUAAACAGAUCGAUGCUGGAGGAGACCAGAUCAUUUCAGGUGUCAAUAGUGCAGACCAAAUUUUUUGCCUUGGGAAGGAUGCAACAGUUGGAUUCAAAGGAGCAGGCAGCCCCACACCUUGGCAGCACAUUCCUGGAGGUCUAAAAUACUACAGCUGUGGUCCAAUUAGCUGCUGGGGUGUUAAUGUACACAAUAGUGUCUUCAUAAUGAAGGGUGUAAGUUCUGCCCGUUGUGGAGGCACAAUGAGUUGGACACAUGUUCCAGGCUCCUUGUCCAUGAUAGAGGUGGGAUCAGAUGGAAGUGUUUAUGGAGUCAACUCAGCAGGCUACAUCUACCGGAGACCAGGCUCCAAGAAUGUUAAGCCAGACGCCCUGUCCCGACAGUUCGCUUCUGAUUCUCCACUGGACCAGGAUGAGCCUAUUCUUCCUCCUCACUGCCUUGUUGCGGCGGCUCAGCUGGAUAUAGAGACCAUAGUCCAACAGUCUCUCGCUCAGGAUCCAGGACCAGGAGAAGGAGGCAUCUGUUCCAUCUGCUCAGGCCUUCAUUCGCCGCUGUCGCAGGAUAUGGGCACGGGCCAGGCAUCACUUACUGAGGGCAUCGCAGUUACGACCUCUUGUCUCGAGUCCUCUUUCUCCUCCCACCAAGGCUCCACCAGCACCUAA
Molecule: messenger RNA, 894 nt
Organism: Sardina pilchardus (European sardine)
Lineage: Eukaryota; Metazoa; Chordata; Actinopteri; Clupeiformes; Clupeidae
Product: fish-egg lectin-like
Exons: 6
Coding region: 1-894 (297 amino acids)
Source: RefSeq, a predicted model, not a curated record